AUGGUGAAGACUACGAAGGGAGGCAAAACUAUGAACCCUACCGACGCUUACCGGAAGGAGAUCCGCAAGAAGGAAUUAAAACGGAACAAAAAGGAGAGGAAGAAGGUGAGGGAAGUUGGCAUUUUGAAGAAGGACCCAGAUACCUUAAAAGAUCAGAUUCAGAAGCUGGAAGCUAUGAAGGCAGAUGGUGCUUUGGACAAAGCAAGAAAACACAAGAAGAGACAACUUGAGGAUACACUUAAUCUUGUUAUCAAGAAAAGGAAGGAAUACGAAGAUAAACUAAAGGAAAAAGGUGAAGCACCCGUUAUGUUCAGUCACUUGGGACCUGUCCAAAGGCGGGCUACUGCGGAAGAAGAAGAAAGAGUUAGGCAUCCUAGGCCUGAAGACUCAGUUUACUAUCACCCAACUUUGAAUCCUUCCGGAGCUCCACCACCUGGGAAACCUCCUAUGUUCAAGUCAUCGAUAGGACCAAGGAUACCCUUAACAGAAGCUUCAUCAAGUAAUGCUGCAUCAUCAUCGAUAUCGGAGUCAGAGGAGGCUGGUUUAUCUGUCCCUCCUCCACCCCCACCUCCUAUGCCUAGUGCUGGCCUAGAUGCUGGAGAUGACACCAUUAUGCCUGCAUCUUUACCUUUACCCCCUCCACCCCCAAUGCCUCCAAAGCCUGCAAUGACAGACUUCACUACACCAUUGCCUCCACUACCACCACCUCCUCCUGGCCCCCCGCCUAAAGAACUAAUUGCAACUCGACCUCCACUUCCUCCACCCCCAGCCCUCCCGCAAUCUGUUCAACCACCUCCUCCUGGGACUGUUGGGAAUGAAAAGGAGAGAAGUCAUUCUGCAAAAUCAGAUGAACCAGCCUCCAGGGAUUCAACUCAUGCUUCAACAAUGCUUCCUCCACCUCCACCACCAGGAUUGCCACCGAAGUUGGGAAAUGAUCAGUCAGAAGGCUCAUCUUCGGAAUCUGAUUUGAAAACUUCUUCUGAGAACAAUGAUCUUUCAAAAAUGGUUCCUCCUCCACCAAUAAGGCAACAGCCUCCAGUGCCUGGACCCGCCAUGGUCACAAUGCCUCCAGGUAUUUUACGUUUUCCUCCACCUCCACCUGAGAUGCGGCCACCGUUACCCCCUCCUGGAAUUCCUGGGCAACUUGCCCCACCGGGAGUCAUGAUCCCACCAGUGCAAUUACCACCUUUUGGACCACCUCCUAUGAUGAUACCUCUUCCACCUGGUCCACCACCUAUUCCUCAAGGUGAACUUGUUUUUAGACAACCGGCACCUCCAAAACCAUCAUAUGUCAAAUCAGCUGCAUCAACUGUUGUAAAGAGGCCUCUGGCACAACAUACUCCAGAGCUUACAGCUAUGGUUCCAGCAUCUGUACGAGUCAGAAGAGAGUCCGUGCUCCCAAAACCAAAGGCGAAGCCAACGACUGCAGUGCCAACCAAUAGGCCACCUGCAGCUGCACCUGUCAUGAGGCAAGAAUCCAGUAGCUCAUCAUCUGCACCGAAACCACAGAGUAUUGAUGACUCCUACAUGGCAUUUUUGGAGGACAUGAAAGCACUUGGUGCCCUUGAUGAGUGA
Messenger RNA from Fraxinus pennsylvanica, 1575 nucleotides. NCBI's taxonomy places the organism in Eukaryota, Viridiplantae, Streptophyta, Magnoliopsida, Lamiales, Oleaceae. The record is from the annotation of a GenBank genome assembly.